Molecule: messenger RNA, 2455 nt
Organism: Syngnathoides biaculeatus (alligator pipefish)
Lineage: Eukaryota; Metazoa; Chordata; Actinopteri; Syngnathiformes; Syngnathidae
Product: caspase a-like
Exons: 8
Coding region: 143-1354 (403 amino acids)
Biological process (GO): proteolysis; regulation of apoptotic process
Molecular function (GO): cysteine-type endopeptidase activity
Source: RefSeq, a predicted model, not a curated record
GUUGACACCACUCCGCCCACAAGACUGCCCACGUCCUGUCAGAAACUCUUGGAAAGACGUUUGCUGCUGCACAGAGAUAAACUCUCCUUAACAGUCACCUUAACUUUAUUUCAAUCACUUCUUCGCCAAUAGGCACAACAAAAUGGCUGAUGAACUUAAGGCCGUGAGAACGGAUUUUAUAGCCAAGGUUUCCUCGCCAGUGGUGGAACAACUUCUGGACAAGCUUCUUGAUGACUGCGUGUUGAACAGUACAGAGCAGGAGUCAGUAAUUGAGGGGCAAAACACCAACAGAAACAGGGCUCGUACCCUCAUAGACAUGGUGCGGAAAAAAGGUGAUGUUGCAGGCUGGAAGAUGAUCGCUCACCUUAAACAGAUUGACCAAAUGCUCUUCAAUGACUUGGGCCUCCCCAAUGAGCAACCCCAAGCCGCUUGCCAUUUGGAAUGCCAGUGGUCCACCACGCUUAUCCCCUGCAAACAGAAAUUCUGGAAUUCCAAGAAAAAUGACCCAAAGAUCUACCCCGUGACUAAAGAGUCCACACAGAGUCGUGUGGCUCUACUAAUCACCAAUAUAAAGUUUAAGGACAAGCGAUAUGACAGACAUGGAGCUGAGGCGGAUGAGCGGAACAUGGAGAGGCUGUUAUAUGCUUUAGGAUACGAGGUGGUCAAAAAAACGAACUGCACUGGAGAGGAAAUCGAGAAGGCCGUCAUCGACUUCUCCAAACAUCCAAAACUGAACAACACAGACAGUGUGUUUGUGGUGAUCAUGUCUCACGGGAAACUGGGAUCAGUCCUUGGCGUCAACUGGAACAAGGAGCAAAAAGAGGAAGAAGAAGAUGCGUUCGCCAUUGACAAUGUUUUUAAACACCUGGGCUCAGAGAACUGCAGUGCCCUCCUGGAUAAACCCAAGAUCAUCAUCAUCCAGGCCUGCAGAGGAGUGGAGAAAGGCUCAGUGCUCAUCAGGUAUCGCAGAAAGGGGAUUGCAUGUGAUUAUACCAACCAGUCAGGUGCGUCCGAUGACAAGAGCGAUACUGAGGAUGAUGGCUAUCAAUUUGUGCACAAAGAGAAGGAUUUCCUCGCUCUUUUCUCUUGCACCCCUGAUACUAUGUCAUACAGACACACACAGGACGGUGCUUUCCUUAUUCAGUAUAUUGUCGAUGCUCUGAACACUUAUGCAUGUGAAGAAGACAUUGAGGAGCUGUUCAGAAUGGUCAUGCAACGCUUUGAAACAAUGCCGUCUGUGACCCAGAAACAGAUGCCAACUAAAGAGCGAUGCACUUUGACAAGGCGCUUCUACCUGUUCCCGGCAAUUGACACCACACAUUUAUUCAGAGAACCACAUCCAAUAUACCUCUAAGCUACGCAACUGUGCAUUUGCGCACUUGUUGCACAACAGCUGGAUGUCUGUUUUAUUUUAUUUAUGUAUUUAUUUUUUAAAUCAAGGCAGCACACUGCCUCUCACAACGAGCUGCUGACAGGCCACACACUCUACUUCCUAGUUUACCUGACUCCGCCCCCUCCGCUCUUAAAGAGAUAAUUAUAAUUGGUGUGCAAUGUUAAAAUUCCACCUUGACACAGCCUGAUCGAGGAUGAAAGCACAGAUGAUACAGUGCCCCAAAAGCUAAUUCUGUAUUUUAAAUAUAGGAAGCAACAUAACAUUAACCCUAAAACUGUUUGGGAGCGUCAUUCAGCUUUCAAAAUGCAUUGCUAAAGAUAUUCUGCAAAUAAUAAUUCAGUUUUACACCAAGAAAAACAGACGGGGAUAGCAUUGUGGGUUAAAAAACAAAAAAAAGAAACAAAGUUGGAAGUCACAUUUCAAAUUAAUAGUUCAUAGUUGGCUUGGUUUGGUUAGCAAUGUAUUUUGUUUGUUGACAUUUUCAGGGUUAGUUUGCAAAAACACAAAAUUGUUCUUAAAGAUGUUAUGAUGGGAAUAUAAUCUGAACCUUUUGAGUCGUGUAACUUCAAUGGAUGACACUGAUUGACCACAGUGCGUACGUCUGAUGUUACUCACAGUGUUCAAAAGGAGCGCUUCAUGGCCUUAGUGUGUUUGCUCAGACACGUAAAAAAUUAGAGGGAAUAUGUUCAUCUGAGAUGUCACACUGGGGCGACCCCUAAAUGGACAAGCUGAAAGAAACGUACUAUUGACCACAUUGCUCUCAUUUUGUGGAAUAUACAGUAUCAUCAAUGAUAAAGUACUCCUUAUCAUACCAAUGACCGAUACCGUAUUCCAUUCCAGCAAAAUUAUGUACCUGUUUGACAUGACUUUAACCGAAAAAAAAAAAAAAGUGUAUACAUUACCGCAGAGGAACAGGAAACACAACAUAUCCAAAGUUUGUACUGUACAUUUUUUAUUUUCUGCGUGCAGUCCCUACAAUAUGUGUGUAACUGAUAUAUGUUUUCCUGUAUGACUCUGAGUGUUUAUGGUCUGACCAAUUUUCACUACAAAAAUAAAGCAUUU